Molecule: messenger RNA, 2674 nt
Organism: Melanaphis sacchari
Lineage: Eukaryota; Metazoa; Arthropoda; Insecta; Hemiptera; Aphididae
Product: nucleolar protein 14 homolog
Exons: 13
Biological process (GO): maturation of SSU-rRNA
Cellular component (GO): nucleolus; Noc4p-Nop14p complex; small-subunit processome
Source: RefSeq, a predicted model, not a curated record
UACUUUUAUAUUUGCUAUUAUUUUAAAAUGAAAGUUAAAAAAAAUAAAGAAAAACAACCUAAUCCAUUUGAAUUACAUAUAAAUAACAAGAAGUUCACUAUACUAGGUCGUAAAUCCAAAAAUGAAGUGGGUAAACCUGGUAUUGCUCGAUCGAAGUCUAUUCAAAAGAGAAAAAAAUCAUUAUUGCUUGAGUACAAACUUAAAGACAAAUCGAAUAAAUUCGUGGAUCGUCGAAUUGGUGAAAAAAAUCAAGCAAUGACAGCUGAUGAUCGUGUUAUUGCGCGAUUUACAGCAAGCAGAGUCAAGGCACAAAAAAAAAUGAAGUAUAACUUGGGUGAAGAAGAGGAUCUUACUCAUCAUGGUCAAUCAUUGUCUACCAUUGAAAAAUUUGAAAAACCUAUGAGUGAUGAUGAUUCUGAUUCAGAUGAUGAUCGAAGUGGUGGAAAGUUGGCAGCUGAGUUUGUUGAAAAAGCUCAUUUUGGUGGAGGCAUUUUAAGUCGAGCUGGUGAUGGUGAAACUAGUCACCGAGAUUUGAUUGAUAAAUUGAUAGCUGAAUCUAAAUUGAGAAAGUAUGAAAAAAAACAACUUAAACAAGAAACAAAUGAGCUGACUGAACAGUUAGAUAAAGAUUGGAAGGAACUCAUGCCCGUUGUACCUACAAAGAAUCGUGGUGAAACAGAUACUGAAGAUGAGCCUCCUACUAAAAAGAAAGUCGAUAAAAAUUCUUAUGAUAUUUUAAUGAGAUCAUUAAAAUUUGACCCCAGAGGAAUGGCUAGUGAUAAAUUAAAAUCCGAAGAAGAAAUUGCUAAAGAAGAAAAGGAACGACUUGAGAAGUUAGAAUCUGAAAGAUUAAAAAGAAUGAAAGGAAUUGAAGAUGAUGGUAUUGUCAAACAUCGAAGUGCUGAUGAUUUGGAUGAUGGUUUUGAUUUUGGUGACGAUGAGGUACAGCCUUUAGCCUACAACUCUGAAGGAAAACCACUCAAUUCUGAUUUAAUUUCUGUUGAUGAAGAACAAAAUGGUUUAAAUGAUGAUUAUUCUGAAAAUGUUGAUGAUGAAAUGAAAUCAGAUGAAGAAAAUAAUGAUGAUGAUGACGAUGAUGAUGAUGAUGAUGAUGACGACGAUGAUGAUGAUGAUGAAAAUGAGAAUAAUUUAAAUAAUGAUAUGAGUGAUCUUAAAGAUGACGAGAGUUCUAAUGAUGAAGAAACAAAUAUAUGUAUUGAAAAUACAGAUAAAAAUAAAUCAACCAAAUUAUUUGCUAAAAAGUUGAAGGAAAAAAAAGUAUUAAUGGAUGAAGCAAGAAAACAAUUACCUUAUACUUUUACAGUUGCUGAAUCAUAUGAAGGAUUCCAAGAAAUAUUGGAAGAUAGAUCUAUUAAAGAGCAAAUAGUAAUUAUUGAGCGAAUGAUCAAAGUAAAUCAUCCAAGCUUAGGUAAUGAUAACAGAUCAAAUUUACAGCGUCUGUAUCCUUAUCUUUUGCAACAUUUGAAUGAUAAUUCAUGUUCUAUAGAUGGUUGGAAGAUACUUAAUUCUUUAGCCCCUCAUUUGUAUGACCUAACACAGUUUUUUCCAGAACAUGCAGCCAAAUGUUUUAUUGAAGUAUUAAAAGAAAAACAUACUGAUUUUAUUGAUUCAUCACUAAAACAGAUAACUUCAGAUAUGUUAAUUUAAAUUAAUUUAAAUAUUGUAAAGUAUAAAUCAUGUUGUUAUUUUUUGUUAUAGUUAAUUUUUUUUAAAUUGGUUCCUCUGUUAUUCCCAACAUCUGACUAUUACCAUCCAGUUUGUACAUUUGCUGUAAUGAUAGCUAGUGAGAUUUUAUCACAAACCAAAAUUAAAAAACGUUCAGACAUAGCAUCUUGUUUAUUGCUGACAACAAUUUUAUUAGAAUAUGUUCAGUUGUCUAAAAGAUACAUACCAGAAGUAGUAAAUAUCUUACGAGGAAUGUUAUUAAUGACUACUAGUGAAAACAAUUCCGUUAGUUAUGUACAACAAUUCAAGCCUAACAUGAAAUUACUAAUGAUAGAAAAUAAUGCAACUCAAAUUGAAUGGUCAAAAAAAUUGAGCAUAAAUGAAAUAUUUAGUGAAGAAAAUAUAGAUGAUGCAUUCAAAUUUACUUCAUUAUAUGUUGUAUUAGAUUUAAUAUUUAGGUUUAGCAAAUUAUGUGAAGAUAUACAUAGUGUUAAUGAAAUUUGGGCACCCCAUUUAUCAAUUAUAACUGUAUUAAAGAUUAAUUCUGACGAAAUGAAUGCACAAAUUGAUAAAACAAAGCUGCAAUUACAGACGAUUGAUAAAAAAUUAGAAAAACUUCAAACAUUAUCUAAUAGACCUAAAGCCCUUCGCUUGUAUGAACCUAGAAUUCAAAAAGUAUAUGAUGGCCGAACAUUCAAAACUGAGUCUAAAGAAAAAGCUGAGAGAUCAAAACUUCUGCAUCGAUAUAAACGUGAGAUGAAAUCUGCUGUUCGAGAAAUUAGAAAAGAUAAUAGUUUCUUGUCUAAACUUAAGUACCAUGAACAAGCUAAAAGUGAUGCGGAGAGGCGUAAUAAAGUUAAGCAAAUUUACAGUUGGGGUGCAAAUCAAGCUCAUGAAAUUAACAAACUUGCUAAAAAGAAUAAAAAAUAGAAGUUCUGUUAUUCAUUAUGUAAAAUUUUUUUGUAAAGAUACCAACGAAUUAAUUAUU